Messenger RNA from Notothenia coriiceps (black rockcod), 2180 nucleotides. RefSeq names its product latent-transforming growth factor beta-binding protein 4. The record is from RefSeq and is a predicted model, not a curated record. The transcript is spliced from 18 exons. Gene Ontology annotation, molecular function: calcium ion binding. NCBI's taxonomy places the organism in Eukaryota, Metazoa, Chordata, Actinopteri, Perciformes, Nototheniidae. The annotation marks the transcript as partial.
CAGCUCCUCUGAUUACCACAGUUUCUCCGAGCACCAGUCUUCCUCCUCAGUGUCCGGAGAACCAGGUGAAGCUGGAAAACAGCACCGUCUGCAGCUGUCCAUCCGGCAUGGUGAAGGACGGAGACAACUGUAGCUGCCCUGGGGGCUUCACUCUGGAGGGGGCCGCAGGGUGUAAAGAUGUUGAUGAGUGUGAAGCGGGGGGACCAUGUGGUCUCCACGCCGACUGCGCUAACGCACCCGGAUCCUACUCCUGUAGCUGUCUCCAUGGUUACCUGAUGGGUGCUGGAGGGUGCAAGGAUAUAGACGAGUGUGCUCUGGCGGUGGUGACGGGCCUGCAGGCGUGUCACGGCGAUGCCGAAUGCAGAAACACACCCGGCGCCUUCACCUGCUCGUGUCCCGCAGGAUAUGUAAUGGCUCUCAAUGGACGAAGUUGUGUAGAUGUGGAUGAGUGCAGCUUCGAGGAUCAGUGUCGCCGUGAGCUGGGUAACGAGUGUGUGAACAUUCCCGGCAGCUUUACGUGCCGCUGCCGGCCGGGGUUCAGAGCCGAGGCCCCCGCCUGCGUCGAUGUGGACGAAUGCUCAGAGAGUCCUGCGGUGUGUGAUGGUCAGGGUUUGUGUGAGAACACGCUUGGGAGCUACAAGUGUGUGUGUCGACCAGGUUACCGUGGAAACGGCACACACUGCGCAGAUAAGAAUGAGUGUGUGUCAGGUGAUCACGGGUGUGACAUCAACGCUAGCUGUGGGAACAUCAUCGGCUCUUAUUUCUGCCAAUGCUACCAGGGCUUCAAUGGAGACGGCCACUCUUGUUUUGAUAUUGAUGAGUGUGCUCUGAACAACGGCCACUGCCAACACAACUGCUCCAACCAACCAGGAAGCUUCAGCUGCCGGUGUGCCUCAGGCUACCAGCUGCUGGAGGAUGGACUCACCUGCACAGAUGUGGAUGAGUGUUUGGCAGUGAACGGGACCUGUGAUCACAUUUGCAUGAACACUCAGGGAUCUUUCCAGUGCUCCUGCAGGGCCGGAUACCAGCUGCACAUCGACAGCCACACCUGCGUGGAUAUUGAUGAAUGUAAGCUCCAGCGUGGUGGCUGCUCGUACACCUGCACCAACUCUCCAGGAGGACACAUCUGCCACUGCCCUGCCCCCCUGCUGCUGCACAGCGACAACCACACCUGCACCAAUGUCACUUCUUGCAAGCUGAGAAACGGUGGCUGUGAACACGUCUGCAGCGUGAGAGCGGAGGGUCAGAUCCGCUGCAGCUGCACAGCCGGCUGGAAGCUGGGCGACGACCAGAGGAGCUGCGUGGAUGUGAACGAGUGCGGGGACUUUACAAACGGAGGCUGUGAGCAGCUCUGUGUGAACCAUCCUGGAGCGUUUCACUGCAGCUGCCGGGGGGGCUACGAGGUGCAAACUGACGACCGUACCAAGUGCAAGCCUGUGUGUAACACUCAGUGUCAAAACUAUGGAGUGUGUGUGGCUCCAAACAGCUGCGACUGUCCUCCAGGCUACCCUGGACUGGGCUGCUCAGCCUCGUGCUCCCCACCCUGUGCUCACGGAGGAACCUGUAUGCGCUGGAACAAAUGUCUGUGUCCUCCUGGCUGGAAGGGAGCAGGAUGCCACACAGCGGUGUGUGAGCUGCCCUGUACUAACGGUGGUCGCUGUGUGGGGCCUGAAACCUGCCAGUGUCCCUCUGACUACACCGGCCCCCAGUGCCUCCUGCCCUUGUGCAGCCCUGUCUGCAGAAACGGGGGAAGAUGUGUGGAUGUCAACCAAUGCACAUGUGUUGGUGGCUGGCAAGGUGCUCGCUGCCAAAUAGAGCCCGUUCAGUGUCACAAACCAUGUAAAAACGGUGGAGUGUGUGUCGGCCUCAACAGGUGCCGCUGCGUCAAAGGAUAUACUGGAAUUCACUGUGAAACGGCUCUGACCACGCCCUGUGUGCCGCCCUGCCAACACGGGGCCACCUGCAGUCCUCACAACACCUGCACCUGUCCAGAGGGGACGGCAGGCCUGCGCUGCGAGAAGCUGACGUGCCCUGUGGUCACCACGGUGGUCAGCAGGGCUCGAGCCGUAAGAAAGGCGUUCAGGGAGAGUUACGUGGACCGCUGCGGACCCCUGGGGGUUCGGCUCUGCACUAAAUACAGGUUUCUUACUUGUUUCCUUAUUACAUCCUCUAGAUCUUGA